Vitrella brassicaformis is the source of this 2847-nucleotide messenger RNA. The record is from the annotation of a GenBank genome assembly. Lineage: Eukaryota; Vitrellaceae.
GCUUCCUCAGCGUUCGUUCGCUCCAGCGUUCCACCGCAUUCCUGUGCACUUGCCAGCAUUCUCUGCUGCUUCAGUGUUGAAUUCACCGAUUCAAGCGCGAGAACACCGCCAGUCAGACGCCCCCAUCACUGCCCCCCGUCUGCAUGAGCGAAUCUGAGACACCACGGCUCCGAUGAUCCAGAUUGACGAUGACUUCGACUUUGACGGGAUGGAAGUGGACUUCUCCGCCACUGCCCCACAGACAACGUCGUCAGCGGCGGCGAGGAAGAAGAAGGGGAAGUCCAAGACGGGCAAGGCGCAGAAGAAGGGCGUAAAGAGGGCCGCUGGGGCCUCCCUGGGACAGUUUCUGGCCGGAAGGGGGGAAGAUCUAUACGCCUUUGACGUCGACUUCACGCCUGCACGUAGGGGACAGGAGAGAGACAGAGACAGACAGACAGACGGACAGGCAACUCGCGUGUCUCGUGUGUGGCACAGGAGCGUUCAAAUAUGAGGGAGAGACAUCCAACACAGAGGCUUCACAGAGAGCAGCGGACAAAAGGGCACAGCGCACGGCCGCACCAGCACAGGCCACACGAGAGCGCGAGAGAAGACCUCAGCCGAAACGUAAGUAUACCAACUCACACAGACGCGCAUUAUCCAUAUGCUUCCUCCACGCCUGUCCCUCCGCAGAGCGUCCUGCCACCGGUCCUGGUCCGAACUACAGCUUCGAGCACUUCUUGGACGAGCCUGACACCGAUGAAGAGCCAUCGCCCCUACCGCCACCAAGACCUCAGCCGCCCCAAAGCGUCACCCCUCCCCCGAUGCCAAUCGCGUCAGAGAGAGACGCUUCGUCGCCGAGUCGUCCGCCUUGGUCGGCUUCGACCACGCUUGUCGACCCCAUGAGCCGAUCGAGAGACAUGCGGAUGACCGCCGCCACACCCGUGGUGGGAGUUUUUACUUUCGCUGUCCUUGUGCGUUCGAGGAGAACCGAUGUGUUGUUUGCGUGCAGUCGGCAGGGCAUGAGAUGUUUGGUCGGGUGGGUCGUUUGGGUGACCUCCAGGACAUCCUCGCAAUGGAAGUGCCGCAAGAGGACACGAGCAAGACGCAGGCUGGCGCUGUCGAGCAGCGAGGAGUGCAGGCAAUGGCCUUUUCGUUCAGCGACAAGGAUGACAAGAAGGUGACUAGGGCUCGAACGCGCCAGUCAGCGAUGUGUACGAUCACUAUGUCUGCGUGUUGUGACGGUUUCAAGGCUUUCUCUGAGUCGUUUGGUCGGAUUGGGAAUAUUGCUGACUUGGCCCUGAUUACGGAGGAGUCGAUACAAGAGGUAUGUAGGACAAACGACAUACGCCGCAACGCACCUGGCCGUCCACAUUGCGCUUUGUGUGUCCCCGAAAGAUUGUGGAGGCCCCCGAUCAUCCAGAGGCAGCGCCGCAGCCAAAGGGGGUCAGACACACAGCUUGUGCACGUGCACAUAUAUCGAUGGAUGGAUGGCGGCAUUUGUAUCAUUCGAUGGAUGCAUCAGAUGACCCGCUCCAAGUCCCGUAUCAGUCUGACCGAGCCCCCUUUCAAGCUGGAGAAGCGACUGAGCAGAGCACCGUCAAUCACCACAUCCAUGUAUGUGUGACAACAGAACCCUGUAAGCUCAUGUCUCGUGCGCGAUUGUCUUGUCAUCUCAGCGCGUAUUCCGAUGAUUUCGAGCUCUACGACGCCUCCCGGUCGCCAUCCAAUGCCCACAGCCGCCCUCUCACCCCACACAGGCCGCCCUCGCACAGACAAACCUUCACCACAUCUCCCCCGCCCCCACAGCCGCAGCAGCCUCUACCAGAGAGGCCCCCGACCCCUAACUCAGUUCGAUUCGCCGAGAAGCAACAGAGAGACAGAGACAAGGAGGGAACAACGCCCCUGGUGAGUCAGCGGAGCGACUCUCUCAGCCGUGCUGGCAACAGGGGCUCUGUUGAGUGGGAAGGCGGCCCCACGGCCAGGCAGAGGACAGUCGGUGUGCAGAAGCGGGUCAGCAAGACCGUGGGGGUGCAGUGCAAUGACCUCCCCAUGCCCCAUAUGAUGCAUGAAGGUCGGAACACACAAAUGCCAUCACACGAAAAGGUCGGUGUGUACAUUGCGAUCUGCCUAUGUGGACAUCAGAUCCCUUCUCUGCUUAUCGCUCGACCUUUCCUCAUUCUGGCUUUCCUUCUCCUUUCCUCCCCCCUCCUUACAUGUACUUCCCGCCGCCACCUGCGCCCUAUUUCAUGCCGCCUCUGUUCGCUCCUGCCUCAUCACACCCCGCAGACCGCAUCUUCCAUCUCCCGCGGCCCCCCACGGACCUCGUCAGACAGGCUAGAAAAAAGCAGCAGGGUAUGGAGAAGGCGAGACGAAGAGAAAAUGCAGCGGAAAGGGGAAGACAGAUGGACGCGGCGAGAGACUCUGGGAUGGGGCCGGGCAAGUCGGAUGAUCGUGCUGCUGCUGGAACUUCUGAUGAUUCGAGUGAGGUGCCACCCCCACAACAGCCAAGAGUAGCGUGGGAGUCACCCAGGUGAGCCACUCGGUCGGAUCGAGGCGCACUUAUGGUUACAGGCUAUGUGUGCGUGUGUGUGUGUGUGUGUCUGUGUGUGUGUGUGUGUCAUAUGCUACAGCAGGAUGAUGUAUGACAACAGUAUGCGGAUUCUCGAAGAAGCCUUCAGAGCACAAGUAAAGAACCUCAGGACACGACACAUGUAUGUCUUUGGACACACAUCCAUUUCUGUCUCUUGCUUCAUUUAUCAGAUGUCCUCCCUGCGUGACGUGAUGGUUCGCCACAAUGCCUUGCUGGACGAGGCGAGGCAGCUGCAGCAGGAGGCGUACAGAAGGCGGGCAGCGAGGGGAGGCAGAUAA